UGUUAUAGUGUAUACAGAGUCUAAAAACAUUUUUGCAAAGUUGUUUUUAAUGCAAUUCAAAAUGGUUUAAAGAUAAUGUAUUACAUACAGUAUACAGAACUGGGGAUGUAAUGCAACCUUUUAUGUCUCACUGAUAAUAAAAUGGGUAAAGGAGGGUAUGAAAUUAUGCUGAUUAAUAAAUACAUUUUAUUUAUAAGCUAGACGAGAUGAAUUGAUUUAACUUACUUUAACAACACAUUAGUCCCUCAUGUCCCUCAGUACUUGGGACUUCUUAUCUUAGACUUUGUAACCGAGUGCCAACGUGGAUUUACUUAUAUGUAUUUAAGACCAGAUGGAGUUAGUUGUGUUAACUGUAUUUGUUCAUUUACACUAAUUUGGUGAUUAUUUUGUAUUUUUAUUCAUUUAUGUAAAUACAUGUAUAUGUAUUGUCUAAUUAAAACUUUGUAAUGUACUGUUUGAUAAACAUGGACAGACGCCCCUAGCGGCUAAAUAAAUCCUCCAUUCACUACCUAGUCAUGGAUUUGUGGUGUAACGGAGUAAUAAUGUUAUAUACAGUGUUUUUAAUAUAUUGUAUAUCCAUAAGUGGUUGUUUUGAAAUGAAAACGAUAUAUUGCACAAUAUCUGACAGCUGUGACUGCGAUUUUAAGCCAAACAUGCAAGGGCUAGAGUGGGACCUUUAUAAAAAUCUGUAUGGACAGCAUCUGGUGCAGGAUAUUGUGUCUGAGUCAGUGGCUAACUUCUUGCAACACAGGAAUCCAGACAGGCCACUGGUUCUCUCCUUUCAUGGAGCUUCAGGCACUGGAAAGAGCAUGGUGAGCUCUAUGCUGGCUCGUCACCUGUACGGUGCCUCCAUGGGCAGUCCAUACAUCCAUCAGUACGUCCCCACACUGCACUUUCCACUUCCUGACCGUGUGAAGCAAUACAGGAGAGAUUUGAAGCACUGGGUACAAGGGAACCUCACAGCCUGUGCUCGCUCAGUCUUCAUCUUUGAUGAGAUGGAGAAGAUGCCUCCUGGAGUGAUUGAUGUUCUGGAACCAUUUCUCGGGCCUUCACAUGUUGUUUUCCAGACCAACUACCGCAAGGCCAUCUAUAUUUUUAUUACUACAGCAGGCCAGGAAGUCAUUAACAAAGUGACACUGGAGAGUCGGCAGGCAGGACGAGACAGAGAGGAAAUUCAGGCAGAGGAACUGGAGGAAGCUAUUGCAGAUGCUGUGUUCAACAAUAAGAAAAGUGGAUUCUAUAACUCGAAAAUAAUCUCGGAAAAGAGAAUAACCCACUUUGUGCCCUUUCUGCCCUUGUGUCGGCGACACGUGGAGCGAUGUGCCCAUCGGGAACUGUGCCAGCGUGGCGAGUGCCAGCGCAAGGAUGUGUCAGUGGCAGUAGGGGGCGCCAUGUUCUACACACCACAGGAUGGGCAACACUUCUCAAGCACCGGCUGCAAGCUGGUACCUGCUAAAGUCAAUCUUUUCCUUUGAGCCAUGGGGGUGAUACAAGUGGACAUAACAGGAACAUCAAACCAGCUGGUGUUGAUCUGUGCCAGUGCACAGGAGCAAGCCAGUACACACUUGUCUUUUUGUAAGGACAUUGGUUCUGCAUGAACGUGCUCAAAAAUCAGAAGUACAGCUCUGAACACUGGCUCUAAGAUAAGUUUACAUAAAGUAAUAAAAUGCUGAUUAUCUGGGGAUCAAUCAGUUUAGAAAGAUGCAGGUAGGGGGCCAUGCAGGUGAGGAUUUUCACGAUGAAACUGAAAGUAUUUUCACCAAACACAGCAGUUUGCUGCUGAUUAUUGUAAGGGAACAGAUGUACAGGCCUGCAGUCAGCUGACUGGACCAGUUUGUUUAAUUAAAAAGGAGUUAUUUUCUCGAACUGCAAGAUAUUUUUAGCUGACUCGGUACAACAUUUUUGUGCUAUUUACAAAUCAAAAAUAUUAGUAAGUUUAAUUAAUAAUGAUAUGGACGCACCAUGAUACCAAUCAAAAGUUUGGAUGCUAUGUUUAUUAAUCAUUUAUUUAUUUUGUUACUCCUGCCUUGUUUAUAAAUACUAGAAAAUUAUGCAAAAUUACCAAACAAUGGGAUUUAAGUUCUACGUAGUAACUGUUAUGUUUGUGGGUGAAGUCCAUGCUUUCCAAAUUUUAUUAAAAAGUUUUUAGACAGCCAAUAAUAGUACACAGAUAUUUAGAAUUACACUUUUGGCCACAAAAUUUUAAACAUAUGUUUAGAUUUUUUUGCCCAGACUUUUGACUGGUUCAGAAGGUGGCAAAUAAAGUACUGUAUUUUACAAUACUGUAAAUGCAGAUGUUCUUUUGUACUGCUCAUAAGUGAGAUUUAUUGUGUUUAAAAGUGAUGAGCAUUGCUUUGUGUAUUGUGAAUAAUCAAGAAAGGCCUUUUUCAAGGUUAAAAAUUCAGAAGAGUGAUCUGCAAUCAUUGGACAUUGCAGUCAGACGAGCCUCUGUGUUGUUGUGAAAGAUGUGAUCAACUACAUAUGAUAUCAAAAACAUUUCCCGGGUGGAGAUUUAAACAAAGUUCAUAUUUUUAAUGGCUCAAAUAAGGAUUUCUAAACCAAAUGUGGUAUUUCUAUUUUUAAAUGUGUUUAUAAUGCAAUUGCCAUAACUAAAAAAUGAUUAAGUAAAUUUUUUUGUCAAUUGCAGAACAGCAGAACGCACCUAAAAUGAUCAUAUAUGUUUACUUAGUCCCAUGUAAUUUAUCAUCAUAGUGCAACAAGGCUGUUGGGUUAUUUAUUUGAGCUUGUUUAAUGGCACUUAACAAAGACAGAAAUACUGUAAUGUGCCUGAAACAGAUUAAAUGCUUGAAAUUA
Silurus meridionalis is the source of this 2814-nucleotide messenger RNA. RefSeq names its product torsin family 2, member A (gene tor2a). The transcript is spliced from 5 exons. NCBI's taxonomy places the organism in Eukaryota, Metazoa, Chordata, Actinopteri, Siluriformes, Siluridae. The coding region runs from base 516 to 1475 and encodes 319 amino acids. The record is from RefSeq and is a predicted model, not a curated record. Gene Ontology annotation, molecular function: ATP hydrolysis activity; ATP binding. Gene Ontology annotation, cellular component: endoplasmic reticulum lumen; nuclear envelope; endoplasmic reticulum.